Lutra lutra (Eurasian river otter) is the source of this 2121-nucleotide messenger RNA. RefSeq names its product coiled-coil domain-containing protein 144B-like. NCBI's taxonomy places the organism in Eukaryota, Metazoa, Chordata, Mammalia, Carnivora, Mustelidae. The record is from RefSeq and is a predicted model, not a curated record.
AUGAAGAAUACCUCAAAACCAAACUUAAGAAAACUAAGGAAUGUUUCUCAGCAUUUCAAUUUGGAAACAAAACUUGGCCUUGUAUCACCAGGAGAUAAAACUUUAUUUGAGGAUGAUAGCUCUGAAAACAAAUGUGAAGAUACGGUUGGCAUUCCUUCCAAACCAUCAGUUGAAGUCUGUGACUCUUCUCCUCCUGCCUUGCCAUCACCUGAUUCUCUUCUAAGACCUCCUUUCACAUUGUUAGGCCUUGGUCUUACAAAGGAAGGAGAGGAGCAGCCAGCAAUUGGAACAAAGGACGAUGGUAUUAUUGAAAGUGUUCCACAAGAGCAAACAGUUAAUGACUGUUUGACUUCUGCUGACAGGGCAGAUAAAAAUGAUAGACAUGUUAUGCUGUCAGGAUUAGGAUUUGCAGAACAAAAUGAAGAAUCACCUUGGGAUUCUCAGAGUAAUUCUGAGAGUCUUCCAGAGAAAUACAUUGAUCAUUUAUCUGGAAAUGCAGAUCAGAAAGGGACAAGUACAUUAAAUGAACAAGUAGAAGACUCUCUGGGAAAAUAUUCUUUCUUGAAGCCUACUGUUGAGGAGAACGAUUCUGUUCCUAAGAAAGGAGGAGAAAUGGAGGAAAAACAAACACCCAAAUCAGAUUCUCCAGGAAAAUAUUCUUACUUGAAGCCUGCUGUGGAGGGGAAAGAUUUUAUUCCUAAUCAACCCGGAGAAAUGGAGGAAAUGCAAGCAUCCCAAUCAGAUUUUUCAGCAGAACUAGACUUAGAAAUGACAACAGAAGAAGAGGAAGAAGUCUUGAUGAAAGUGAAAAUAAGCAUCUACAGGAUAAAAACCAGAAAUAAGGAAUGUGAUAGAAAGGAUGAUAUAUUUUUAUAUUCAGAACAUCCCUCUGUUCUAAAGUAUGAGAACAUGUGGACCAAACAAGACAAAUUAGGGUGGAAAAAUAAGUUAAAACUCAUCACCAGAGAGUUAAAGCAGAUGUUUGGUGAAAUUUGUGAAAAAAACAAUACUGCUUAUCCUAAGGAAGAGUCACUACAUGGUCACUUUAAAGAAGGAGCAAACUUAACAGAAAUACCUUCUAAUUUGACAAAUGAUAGACUUGAUUGUGAGAAAAAAGAUGCAUUUGCAGUGCCGGUCUUUGCAGCAUUUCAGGCAUUACCUGAACAGAAAAAGUCUAGACUCAAAAAUGUCGUUCUUUCUCAUCAUCCUUGGAUUAUAUCCUGGUCAUCUUCCGAUCUAGCUUUAAGUGAAAAUAAAUCAGACUAUGAAAAUGAUAACAAAUCAGACUUUGAGCAUAUUUUUAACAAAAAUGAGAGUUUUGAUAGUGAUAGAGAAAAUAAAAAAGUAAGGAACCCACAGGUUAUGUUUGAAGUGAAAGAAGACCAAGAGUUUGACAUUCAAAUAGCAAAAAGUAUAAACCAAAAUGCAGAUAAUGACAGUACUAAUAACUAUAGAAGUAUGGAUCCCGAACUAGAAAAUGGGAGUUCUCCAUCAUGUAGUUACAGAACAUCAGAAGUAUAUCUAAAGGAAGAUUUACAGCAAGAUGUGAAAAAGUUUAAGAAUGAGAUAGGCACGUUGCAGAUAGAGUUCCUGUCUUUGGAAUGGCAAAACGUUCAACUUCAAAAAGAGACUGUCUCAGGAGCCCCAGGAACUGAAUCCGCAUGCACACAAACACAGACGCGGGACCGAGGGCACGCAUCUGAGCCCAGAAAGGGGAGACCGCACAGCCUCACGCACAGCACCCUGGGAGGCCACAUCACCACACACAAAACCACAGAAGCCCCAGUGUCUAUACAGCGCACCCUUCCUCCGUGGGGUUCUGAGACCAUGCACCCCCUCACCAGUCCCAGCUCAGGCGGUUUCUCCUCACCUCCUCCUCCAGCGGCCGGUCCUGAGGGGGCGGGAGUGCUGUCAGUGUGGACGUGGACCCACGCCCUCUACAGUGGGUCCUGUCAGUGUGGAUGUGGACCCACAUCCUCCCCAGCUUCUCCUGUCAGUGUGGAAGCAGCCCCACAGCCUCCAGAAAUAUCCACAAUGGGUCCUGAGGAGGUCAGGCUCCUGCCCCAGCUGGGGCUAUGCAGGCCAGGCAGGGCAGGAGCUGGGGUCCUGCGCCACCUGUAG